ACCAUCUUGGUGAGGUAGGAAGUUCGGUGGCUUGGGAGGAGGCUGCUUCUCUAGAUUGGUGUCGAGAUUUGGGAUUAUUUUAAAACAAGAAAAAAGAAAAACUCCAGAUCUGAAAAUACCGACGGCUGCUCCACAUUCAGGUUUUGAAAUCAAUUAACACUCAUUUCCUCUCAACAUCCACCCACCCACCCCUACUCUCGAGGUAGGGCGGGAGGGCCAGGGGAACCGGAAGUUGCGUGUUCGAGCAUUAUGGCGGCGCGGUGGAGCUCCAGAUGAAAUUUCUCUAGUCAGCAGGGAAAAACUGACUACCAAGAAAUUCAUACUAUUGAAUUCUUUAUGCCAAUUUGGAGCAGUUAGUGUAUUGCUACUGACUACUACAGACAGAAGUAAACAACAGAAAAUGAAAAGUAGUGUGGCCCAUAUAAAACAUAAUUCUGGUCGUGAAAGAAGAGAGCUUUCUCAGAGGAGUUCUUCUCCAGAAGAUAGAUAUGAAGAACAGGAGCGGUCUCCCCGAGACAGAGAUUACAGCAGGUCAGAUCAAGAAUAUUCAGGAAGAGGACAUUCUAAUGAUAGUAUCAUGGAAUCACGAGGGAGAGAUAGAGAAAAACGAAGGGAGAGAGAGAGAGAAAGAGAUUCUGAUCGGAGAAGGUGCAGAAAAUCUCCUUCACCAGGCAGAAGAAGUACAGAAAGAGCAACAACUCAGAGCUCAUCUGCUCAGGAUGAGCCCCCGACAAAGAAGAAGAAGGACGACGUGGAUCCACUCCUCACUCGCACGGGAGGUGCUUAUAUUCCUCCAGCAAAGCUCAGGAUGAUGCAGGAACAGAUUACAGAUAAAAACAGCUUAGCAUACCAAAGGAUGAGCUGGGAGGCCUUGAAGAAGUCAAUCAAUGGUCUUAUCAAUAAAGUGAACAUAUCUAACAUAGGGAUUAUCAUUCAAGAACUCCUUCAGGAAAAUAUAGUUAGGGGAAGGGGAUUGCUGUCUCGAUCUGUUUUGCAAGCGCAAAGUGCAUCUCCAAUCUUUACCCAUGUUUAUGCAGCCCUUGUGGCAAUUAUUAACUCAAAAUUCCCAAACAUUGGAGAAUUGAUCCUCAAGAGGCUAAUUCUCAAUUUUAGAAAAGGCUAUCGAAGAAAUGAUAAGCAACUUUGUCUUACUGCUUCAAAAUUUGUUGCGCAUCUUAUUAACCAGAAUGUGGCACAUGAAGUUUUAUGUUUAGAGAUGCUCACCUUACUUCUUGAAAGACCAACAGAUGAUAGUGUUGAAGUAGCAAUUGGAUUUCUUAAAGAGUGUGGCCUAAAAUUAACAGAAGUGUCACCUAGGGGUAUUAAUGCUAUAUUUGAACGCCUUCGCAACAUUCUCCAUGAAUCUGAAAUUGACAAACGAGUUCAAUAUAUGAUUGAAGUGAUGUUUGCAGUACGUAAGGAUGGAUUCAAAGAUCACCCUGUUAUUCUGGAAGGACUUGAUCUAGUGGAGGAAGAAGACCAGUUCACUCAUAUGCUUCCUUUGGAAGAUGACUAUAAUCCAGAGGAUGUACUUAAUGUCUUCAAGCUGGAUCCUAAUUUUAUGGAAAAUGAAGAGAAAUACAAAACUAUUAAGAAAGAAAUUCUUGAUGAAGGUGACAGUGAUUCAAACACAGACCAAGAUGCUAGAAGUAGUGAAGAAGAGGAAGAGGAAGAAGAAGAGGGGGAUGAAGAUGAAGAAGGACAAAAAGUGACUAUCCAUGACAAAACAGAAAUCAAUCUAGUGUCAUUUCGUCGUACAAUUUAUCUUGCUAUUCAGUCAAGUUUAGAUUUUGAAGAAUGUGCACACAAGUUGCUGAAAAUGGAGUUCCCUGACAGCCAAACAAAAGAACUUUGCAACAUGAUACUUGACUGCUGUGCCCAACAGAGGACAUAUGAGAAAUUUUUUGGCUUGUUGGCAGGGCGUUUCUGCAUGCUGAAAAAGGAAUACAUGGAAUCCUUUGAGGGUAUUUUCAAAGAACAAUAUGAUACCAUACAUCGCUUGGAAACAAACAAAUUGCGAAAUGUUGCCAAGAUGUUUGCUCAUCUCUUAUAUACUGAUUCACUUCCAUGGAGUGUUCUUGAAUGUAUAACAUUGAGUGAAGAAACUACUACGUCUUCCAGCAGAAUUUUUGUCAAAAUAUUUUUUCAAGAACUUUGUGAAUACAUGGGACUUCCUAAACUUAAUGCAAGACUGAAGGAUGAAACGUUGCAGCCAUUCUUUGAAGGUUUACUCCCCCGAGAUAAUCCACGAAAUACUCGGUUUGCCAUCAACUUCUUUACUUCCAUAGGUCUUGGAGGCUUAACGGAUGAAUUACGAGAACAUCUAAAAAACGUACCCAAGAUCGUCAUAGCAAAGAAACAGGAUGUGGAAUCAUCAGAUUCCUCCUCUUCCUCCUCUUCCUCUUCGGAUUCCGACUCCUCAGACUCUGAUUCUGACAGCAGCAAUAGCAGCUCAGACUCAUCCAGUGGCAGUGACUCCUCGUCCACAAGUGGCCAGAGCUCUGACUCAGAUAAAGAUAAGAGGAAAAAAGAACAAAGAAAAAAGAAAAAUAAAGAAACAGAUAAAACAAUUAAGAAAAAGAAAACAAAUGAAAAGAAACACGUGGAAAAUAAAAUGGAAAAAAGACAGCAAGAGACAAAAACUGAAGAAGACAGAAGAUCAGAAAAAAUUACAGACCGAAAUUUAAGAGAUUCAAAUUGGAGAGAGAACUCAUCAAAACAUGCCCCUGACAGAGAUACUACCACAGAACAAAACAAUUACAGGAUUUUAAAGGACAGAGAUCAUGAUAAAUACAUAGAGCCAGAAAAUAAAUCUGGUGAUACCAAGAAGAGAAGAGGACAAAGAAGGAAUUCCUUUUCUGAAAAUGAAAGAGAAAAACACCGAAACAAAGACAGUGAGAAUCAUAGGAGGAAAGAGAGAUCGAAGUCAAGAGAAAGGAGUAGAAGUCAUCCAAACCCCAGAGAUGAGGAAGAUCGACGUUGGAAUGGUGCAGAAAAGGAAUCUGAAAAACACAGCAGACGUGAGCAAUCCCGAGAGUCAAAGAGGAGCUGUGAUCGCCGAAGAGAAAACUCUCCAGCAAGGCGAAAAUAAUACUGAAAUGCCUUACAUUCAGUCUGAACUGAAUUUUUUUACAUUUAUUGCUGAACUUUAUUUCAAAAAAGAACCUUUGUAUAAAGUACUCAUUUGUAUUAUACAUUUUUAAGAGGUUUUCAUUGAAAGAUGUUUUAUAAUCUCCUCCCCCCCCCAAAAAAAAACCAAAAACCUUCCCCCCUUGGUUAAACAUAUUUGAAGAGAACAUUUUCAUUUAAGAGAAGAACAUAAUGCUUGCUUAUAUUUUGUGAAUAAAAUUGUCAAACUCUCAUUGAA
This is a messenger RNA of Vombatus ursinus (common wombat), 3367 nucleotides long. RefSeq names its product CWC22 spliceosome associated protein homolog (gene CWC22). The coding region runs from base 401 to 3091 and encodes 896 amino acids. Lineage: Eukaryota; Metazoa; Chordata; Mammalia; Diprotodontia; Vombatidae. The transcript has 20 exons. Gene Ontology annotation, molecular function: protein binding; RNA binding. Gene Ontology annotation, biological process: mRNA splicing, via spliceosome. The record is from RefSeq and is a predicted model, not a curated record. Gene Ontology annotation, cellular component: catalytic step 2 spliceosome.